Molecule: messenger RNA, 615 nt
Organism: Lactuca virosa
Lineage: Eukaryota; Viridiplantae; Streptophyta; Magnoliopsida; Asterales; Asteraceae
Source: the annotation of a GenBank genome assembly
CCAACCGAAACAUUGGCAUUGCCGUAAUUAUUCAAUUGGUGGGUCUUUUCUUCAUAGAUUAUCAACGUUCCUCGAAUCUCUCUCCAUGUAUCUAAUACAUCAAAAUGGAUUCAUGUAAUUCAAUCGCAAACGAAGUCAAUAAUCUGGUUUCACGACAUGGGUUUGGUUAAGGUUUUACGAACAAUUGAUUUCGAACAUGAAUCCUACCCAACUUAUGAAGAUUUCGCAAUUCUUCCCGCGUUUGCUAUCUUCUUUCCAACUUUUCGAUAUUUCCUUGACAUAUAUGUUUUUGAGGGUAUAGGAAGGCAAUUAAUAUUUGCAAAGGAGAAUCAUAAGCUAGAUGUCGAUACAGAAGAAAGAAAGAAAAAAAUACGAAAAUUUAAAGAAUCGGCAUGGAAAUGUGCUUAUUAUCUUUCAGCUGAAAUUCUUGCUUUAAUUGUAACUCAUAACGAGCCUUGGUUCACAAAUACUAUCAACUUCUGGAUAGGUCCUAAUAAUCAGAGAUGGCCCGACCAAAAAGCAAAGUUAAAAUUGAAAGGUCUAUACAUGUACACAGGGUGGAUUCUAUGUGUAUUCCAUCUUUGCUUUAGUUUUCUGGGAAACGAGAAGGUCUGA